UGUUGCCUCUCGGGUGCCGUAUGACUCCCGCGCAUGUGCAGUGAGAGUGUUUGCUUCUGUGUAGCAUGUGUUGAGUUUCUGUGCUGUUUGAAUGAAAGACACUAGACGCUUUUGAUCGUGUUGUAUUAUUAUUGUUCUCAUAAAUAUUAUAACGCGGAUUUAUAUAAGCGUUUAUAGGAAGAAGAAGGAAGAAAGACAAAGCGGGAUGAAUCAGUUUGAACACCUGAAGGAGGAAGACUCCGGUGAGCAGGAGAUGAAGGAGAUCAACGACACCGAUGGAGGAACAAUCAACAACAACAACAACAACAUCAGACGCAAGAUGGUGACUCCGGCUCCAGGUGAACACCCGCUGCAGUAUAACUACACCUUCUGGUACUCGCGCCGCACGCCCAGCAGACCCGCCAACACUCAGAGCUACGAGCAGAACAUCCGGCAGAUGGGCACCGUGGCGUCGGUGGAGCAGUUCUGGAAGUUCUACAGUCAUCUGGUGCGACCCGGAGACCUGACGGGACACAGCGACUUCCACCUCUUCAAGGAGGGAAUCAAGCCCAUGUGGGAGGACGAGGCCAAUAAGAACGGGGGGAAGUGGAUCAUCCGGCUCAGGAAGGGUCUGGCGUCCCGGUUCUGGGAGAACAUCAUCCUGGCGAUGCUGGGAGAGCAGUUCAUGGUGGGAGAGGAGAUCUGCGGCGUCGUCGUCUCCAUACGCUUCCAGGAGGACAUUCUGUCCAUCUGGAAUAAAACAGCCCAUGAUCAGGUGACCACGUCACGGAUACGAGACACACUGCGACGCGUGCUGAACCUCCCGCCCAACACCAUCAUGGAGUACAAGACACACAACGACAGUCUCAAGGAUAAUUCCAGCUUCCGGAAUACGAAGAUCACUUUGUGAAAACCUGGAAAUAAUUUUCAUAUGGACAUUCCUUUAUACACCACGAGCCAGCGGCGCAGAACGAACGCUCUGUGUGUGUGUGUGUGUGUGUGUGUGUGAGUGUGAUGAUGAUGAUGAUGAUGAUGAUGAUAUUGUCCAGAAUUAUUCCAUCGGUUUCAUUGAGUGUUUUAUUCCUGUCAGAUUCAGUGUUUUUGAUUUGAGAACAUGAUUAAAGUUCGGCUCAUGUUUGGAGAACAGCUUUACUGUAAACACACACUUCCAUGAAGCGAUGUCAUCAAACACAACACACACUCUAGGUUGGAAGGAAAUACAGUUUUAAAUAAAGACAUUAGUGUGUAUCUGAUGAACAUGUUCUUCCUCAGACUCAUUUUCAUCCUUAAAUCGAGACACAGCUGCAGAAGCAGAAUCCUCAUCCUGUCCUCUUUUAUUAUUUAUCCAAUGUUUUGAUAUUUUAAACUUUUUUUUAAUAGAAACCAAACAACAAUUUAACAUGUUUCCCCUCAGGAAGAGGAAACUAUUCCUCGUGUUUUCCUUUAAUAAACAGUUUUGCUCGCACA
Molecule: messenger RNA, 1446 nt
Organism: Pimephales promelas (fathead minnow)
Lineage: Eukaryota; Metazoa; Chordata; Actinopteri; Cypriniformes; Leuciscidae
Gene: eif4e2rs1
Product: eukaryotic translation initiation factor 4E family member 2 related sequence 1
Biological process (GO): translational initiation
Cellular component (GO): cytoplasm; eukaryotic translation initiation factor 4F complex
Molecular function (GO): RNA 7-methylguanosine cap binding; translation initiation factor activity
Source: RefSeq, a predicted model, not a curated record